Branchiostoma floridae (Florida lancelet) is the source of this 572-nucleotide messenger RNA. RefSeq lists its product as uncharacterized. The transcript has 4 exons. Bases 1 to 513 code for a protein of 170 amino acids. NCBI's taxonomy places the organism in Eukaryota, Metazoa, Chordata, Leptocardii, Amphioxiformes, Branchiostomatidae. The record is from RefSeq and is a predicted model, not a curated record.
AUGGCAACAACAGACAGCAUGCAGGGUGUGGAUGAGGUCAGGAGAGGAGCAGCAGGGGGUUCUGCCGACAGUGUUCUUACCUGGCAAGGAGACAGACGUGAGGAGUCUAGGGAGAAAUCCGGUAGGAGAGACAAGGGUGUGAGAGUGUACAGGUGUGAGGAGUGCAGCAAGGAGUUCAGUAAGCUCUUUAGUCUGAAGAGACUCACACAGUGUCCCGACUUCCUGUCCGCGAGGAUACGCGUGGCUUGGAGUUCGGGGCCGUUUCUCGUCCUUCGAGAAGAAGUCCUCAUUCAUUCCGUAGCGCGUUCUAGUGUUUCAUCAGGCAUCCCUGUGUCGACUAAGUUCCAGAAGUUGAUCCAGAUAUUGUUGACAUGGCAACAACAGACAGCAUGCAGGGUGUGGAUGACGUCAGGAGAGGAGCAGCAGGGGGUUCUACCGACAGUGUUCUCACCUGGCAAGGAGACAGAAGUGAGGAGUCUGGGGAGGAGUCCGGUAGGAGAGACAAGGGUGUGAGAGUGCACAGGUGUGAGGAGUGCAGCAAGCAGUUCAGUAAGCUGAGUAAUCUGAAGAGG